GAUGCCAUUCAGUUGGUUAUCAUACAAGGGAAAGCCGGGUGUGGCAAAAGUACAGUCAUUAAGUCUAUGACAUCUCGCCUGAAAGAAACUCCUGGCCUGGGUAGUGCUAGCUAUCUGUUGCUCGCCCCCACAGGGUCUGCUGCCCUAAACAUCAACGGUAACACGAUUCACGCUGCUUUGAGCAUACCAGUCAGGACGUCAGGUUACAGACCUCUUGAGGGAGCUGCCAAGAAGAGAUUCCUUGAAGACAUGGAUAAGAUCCGUUUCAUCAUCAUCGAUGAGUAUUCGAUGAUAGGACUUUCACUUUUUGGGAUGAUAGAGCAAAGAUGUGCAGAAUCCAAGCCUCAGUGUAACUCUCAGAUUUUUGGAGGGAUUCGUAUCUACCUCAUAGGAGACAUCAGACAGCUACCCCCAGUUGCAAGCAAACCACUCUAUUCCCCAUCAGCGAAGAGUGAACUUGAAAUAAAAGGAGCAUUUGCUGUGUCUCAGUUCCAACAUGCUGUUGUCUUGACUCAGUCAAUGAGACAGACUGAUAACACCUUUAGGCAAGCCCUUGACGAGGUUGCCAGGGGUCGUUGCACGGUCGCAACAUAUGCAGUUUUCAGUAAUCGUUUUUAUAUCAACUUGACGGAAGAAGAACGACGAAACUUCAACGAUGCCAUUCACAUCUUUUCCCUGAGAAUGACGGCUAAAGCUUUCAACCUAAACCGACUACUAGGCCUGCAUUCCCCAGUAGCUCGCAUCCCUGCUAAACACAACAACUUGGUGGCAAGUCAGGGAACUAGCGAUGACGCUGGAGGUCUCCAGAAGGUGAUCUACCUCGCGGAAGGAGCUUUAGUUGUGCUCAAGGCCAACUUGUGGGUGGCUUCUGGGCUCGUCAACGGCGCCAUCGGCGAAGUCGUGGCAAUUGUAUAUGAGUCUGGAAAAUCCACCCCAAAUGAUCUACCAAUAGCUGUCAUGGUGAAUUUCGCCAAUUAUUCUGGACCGAGGAUGCAGCGAGAUACAUUUCCGAUCUCUCCGAUAAUAAGAUCAUGGAAGAAAGGAAAUGCAACUUGCACAAGAGAGCAGAUUCCUUUGGAUCUGGCUUGGGCAAGCACAGUCCACCAAUCUCAAGGCCAAACAUACGACCGGGUUGUCGUGGACUUGGGGCGUACAGAGUUCACGAUCGGUCUCUCCUACGUUGCUCUCUCACGCUGCAAGACGUUGGAUGGAUUGGCAAUCAAUCCACCAUUUAUCAGAAAACGACUGGAUGAUUUGCAUCAUAAGAAUUCUUUGAAGGCCUUUGGCGCGCACAGCUAGAGGACUCUAUAAGUGCCAACUUGACGAAAUAUCCAGCAGUGCGAAAUGGAG
Molecule: messenger RNA, 1350 nt
Organism: Macrosteles quadrilineatus (aster leafhopper)
Lineage: Eukaryota; Metazoa; Arthropoda; Insecta; Hemiptera; Cicadellidae
Product: ATP-dependent DNA helicase PIF1-like
Exons: 6
Coding region: 67-1299 (410 amino acids)
Biological process (GO): DNA repair; telomere maintenance
Molecular function (GO): DNA helicase activity
Source: RefSeq, a predicted model, not a curated record